GCACUCUCCUCAGUUAGCUGUUGCAGCCAGAGCGAACAGGCAGCAGUCCACUUUGAUCUAGGCAGAGCCAGAGCCAGAGCCAGAAUGAGCGUGCAGCAACGUGUGAUAUGCACGAUCUGCUCGGAGCGGUAUCGUAUGACGGAUCAGAUCCUGGCUGGCACCUGCGGUCACGUAUUCCAUGACGAGUGCCUGGAUCGCUGGCGAUUGGAGUCAAGUACGUGCCCCAUUUGCCGGAGCGAAGAGUCCGUGUACUUUCAGCUUUACUUGGACUUUGAGGAGCCAUCCACGUCGCCCGGCCAAGAUCAGAGCCAAGGUCAGAGCGGGAGCACAGUGGACAGUGAAUAUUCCGGCAUAAUGCGGGAGUACGAGACUCUGCUGUACGAAACGGGCGUGUACCGGGAGGAGAUAGAGUACUUAAACGAGCGCAUGGAGGCAAUAACGCUGCGUAAUUCGCAGCUGUCAAGUGAUUCCGAUUAAAGCAACUUUUGUGAGGGGA
Drosophila guanche is the source of this 496-nucleotide messenger RNA. RefSeq names its product E3 ubiquitin-protein ligase RNF128. NCBI's taxonomy places the organism in Eukaryota, Metazoa, Arthropoda, Insecta, Diptera, Drosophilidae. The coding region runs from base 85 to 477 and encodes 130 amino acids. The record is from RefSeq and is a predicted model, not a curated record. The transcript has 2 exons.